CAAGAGGGACUUCAACCGCCUCGCUCCCUGCCGGCACCAUCUUCUCCCCCCAACAUCAACCAAUAACCACCAUCACCACUACCACAUCCACGACAGCAGCAUUCACGACAAGCAUUCAAGAUGGCGCGUCGUCCCGCAAGGUGCUACCGGUACUGCAAGAACAAGCCGUAUCCCAAGUCCCGCUUCAACCGUGGUGUCCCCGACCCCAAGAUCCGCAUCUUCGAUCUGGGCCGAAAGCGCGCGACCGUCGAUGACUUCCCUCUGUGCAUCCACCUCGUCUCGAACGAGUACGAGCAGCUGAGCUCUGAGGCCCUGGAGGCCGCCCGCAUCUGCGCCAACAAGUACCUCGUCAAGCUGGCCGGCAAGGAAGGCUUCCACCUGCGCGUCCGCGCCCACCCCUACCACGUCGUCCGCAUCAACAAGAUGUUGUCGUGCGCCGGCGCCGAUAGACUGCAGACCGGAAUGCGCGGCGCCUGGGGCAAGCCCAACGGAACUGUCGCCCGCGUCAACAUCGGCCAGAUCAUCCUGAGCGUGCGGACUCGUGACUCCAACCGCGCCAUCGCUCUUGAGGCCCUCCGACGAUCCCAGUACAAGUUCCCCGGCCGGCAAAAGAUCAUCGUAUCGAAGAACUGGGGCUUCACGCCGCUGCGGCGCGAGGAGUACCUGGAGAAGAAGGCGGCCGGCCGCGUCAAGGUCGACGGAGCCUACGUCCAGUUCCUCACGAACCACGGCAGCCUCGCCCAGAACGUCAAGCGCUUCCCCGAGGCCUUCUCCGAGGCUUAGGCGCGUGCACCUGGGCGGGAGCGGCGGCGAAGGAGAGCAUGGGCAGGGCAGGCCGGCAAGCAAGGCAUAUCUGUUGGGGAACUGGAACUGGCACUGGCGCAUUAAUUGGGUUUAACGAAAACGUUCCAUACACAUAGCACAUACAAACACGCGCGCACACGCAUACGCGCGGCACAAGCUACUGCUGCCGCCGGUGCUCCCGUUGUCGUUGUUGUUGACAGUCAAUUCGGAUCUGCAUUUGCAUUACUUA
Durotheca rogersii is the source of this 1033-nucleotide messenger RNA. RefSeq names its product 60S ribosomal protein L10. Gene Ontology annotation, cellular component: ribosome; cytosolic large ribosomal subunit. The record is from RefSeq and is a predicted model, not a curated record. Gene Ontology annotation, biological process: translation; ribosomal large subunit assembly. Gene Ontology annotation, molecular function: structural constituent of ribosome. The coding region runs from base 121 to 783 and encodes 220 amino acids. NCBI's taxonomy places the organism in Eukaryota, Fungi, Ascomycota, Sordariomycetes, Xylariales, Xylariaceae. The transcript has 3 exons.